UGAUUUUAAACAAGAGAACGACUUCAAAAUUUGUGAAAAAAAAUAAGGUAGUUGCAGUGCAUACAGUCAAAAGCAGCCUGUUUCUACGCGAUGGCAGCGUGUGCAAAUCAUGCGCUAUGGAAAGAAGCACUCAAGAAGGAAAUGAGAAUAUCUGAACUACAUCCAACGAACAUUCAACCGAAAGUGCUCAGAAUUCAAGGAACCUGUGAUAAGGUAUCUCUCCACAUAUACCCGCAAAAUGAAUGCUUGCAUCCAGUUACAGAAAAGAAGCAAAUAGUUCAUGGAGUUUGCCAAGAAGAUAAAAUUAGGCAUCCCUUUGUCUGCCAUAUGGUUCCUUCUGCAGCAGGUGAUACUCUUGCCUAUGUACCAAUAAAAACGGUACCGGAGAAUUUUGGCAUAGAGCCUGUAUCUAUCUCUGAGACAAAUUAUAAGCAUUCGCAUCAACAAAAUAAUCAAAAACAAAACUUCGAACUCUUCUUGCAUCCAUGUAAACCUAACAGCAGUUGCAAACACGUAAGCAAUACCAUGCACAGUCCAAGUCCAUUAAUUUGCAUGCCCUUGGUGACGUCUACGAGCAAUCCAAUACUUCCUUCAUCUGACAUUACACCAAUGAUUACAAUGAAAAGGAAAGAGAAAUUAGUAUAUCCCCUUCCUCUUCAAACACAAAGCGAUAAAACCUUACCCCUUGUCACAUGCAUGAGUCACCCCCAUACGUUCCCAUUAUUACAGGAGAAAGAAAGUAGGAUGUUUAAUAUAUUGACAAGGCCUAUAUGUCAGCAACCUCAUUACAGUGGACCACCUAAUCUACUGUCAAUGAUAAUAAAAUAAUAAACAAAGCUAAGGCAUACACAAAUAAUUGCAUUAUAAGUGAUGCUUUCAAGUUUUAAUGUUUAAAUAAAUGGAGUUUAAUAUCCUUC
Stegodyphus dumicola is the source of this 917-nucleotide messenger RNA. RefSeq lists its product as uncharacterized. The record is from RefSeq and is a predicted model, not a curated record. Lineage: Eukaryota; Metazoa; Arthropoda; Arachnida; Araneae; Eresidae.